AGGCUGUUUUAUAGAAGCACUUUAAUUUGCUUGUAUAUAAAAAGGCCAUAGGUGCAAAACAUUCUUCGAGCAUACUCUCUCUUUUAUGAAUCAACCUUUUGCUCUUCUUUUCAGGCCCUCCAAUUCCAUAUGCAAUAAUAUUUUCACCAUUUUGAUUAGUUUUUGAGAAUGAGUAAAAUGAACUCUCCUGAGAAGAAUAAUGAGCAUAUGGUUGCAGAGAAAGGAGAUGAGAGCAGCAAAGGAGUUAUAACUAAAGGAAGAAAAUAUUCAGUAGUGAAAAUAUUCAGAUAUGGUGAUUGGGUUGAUGUGGUGCUGAUGGUGCUGGGUACAGUGGGAGCAAUAGGAGAUGGGAUGUCUACAAAUUGCUUGCUGUUGUUCGUUAGCCGUCUUAUGAACAAUUUGGGGUAUGGUCAGACCCAGCCGAAAAAUCAUGGGAAUAAUUGGAUGGACGAGGUUGAAAAGUGCAGCUUAGACUUUGUAUACUUGGGAUUAGCAGUAAUGCUGGUGGCUUUUUUGGAGGGUUAUUGUUGGAGCAAAACCAGUGAGAGGCAGGUGCUGAAGAUUCGUUACAAGUACUUGGAAGCUGUUCUAAGGCAGGAGGUUGGGUUUUUCGAUUCACAAGAAGCCACUACUUCGGAGGUCAUCAAUACUAUAUCAAAAGACACUUCUCUCAUACAAGAAGUUCUAAGUGAAAAGGUGCCAACAUUCGUUAUGCACUCCUCCGUUUUCAUCUCCGGCCUGGCCUUCUCCACCUACUUGUCAUGGAGACUAGCCUUGGUAGCAUUCCCCACACUACUUCUCCUAAUCAUACCAGGAAUGAUAUAUGGGAAGUACCUCAUGUACUUGUCGAAAAAAUCGUACAAAGAGUACGGAAAAGCAAACACAAUAGUAGAGCAAGCAUUGAGCUCCAUUAAAACUGUUUAUUCGUUCACUGCCGAGAGGAGAAUUGUGGACAGAUAUUCAGCAAUACUGGAGAGGACGAGCAGGCUGGGGAUAAAGCAAGGAAUUGCAAAAGGGUUGGCUGUUGGAAGCACGGGGCUUUCUUUUGCGAUAUGGGGAUUUCUUGCUUGGUAUGGGAGCCAUUUGGUCAUGUAUAAAGGCGAAAGUGGUGGGAGGAUUUAUGCGGCUGGCAUCUCUUUCGUAUUGAGUGGACUAUCCCUGGGAAUGGCACUUCCGGAUUUGAGGUACUUCACAGAAGCUGCUGUUGCCGCCACCAGAAUAUUCGACAGGAUUGACCGGAAACCCUUGAUUGAUGGUGAAGACACCAAGGGAGUAGUGCUAGACAACAUUAGAGGCGAGCUAGAAUUCAUUGAUGUCAAGUUUACAUACUCCUCUCGUCCCAAUUCGAUGGUCCUCAAAGAUUUCAACCUCAAAGUUGAAGCUGGGAGGACCAUUGCUCUUGUAGGUGCAAGUGGAAGUGGAAAAUCCACGGCAAUCGCGUUGCUGCAACGCUUUUACGAUGCGGAUGAUGGCGUUGUUCGUGUUGAUGGUGUUGAUAUAAGAACGCUUCAGUUAAAUUGGAUAAGAUCCAAAAUGGGACUUGUGAGCCAAGAACAUGCAUUGUUUGGGACAUCAAUAAAGGAAAAUAUUAUGUUUGGUAAGCUUGAUGCUAAUAUGGAUGAAGUCACAGCUGCAGCUAUGGCAGCCAAUGCUCAUAAUUUCAUAAGGCAACUGCCAGAGGGGUACGAGACCAAGAUUGGAGAGAGAGGAGCUCUUUUAUCUGGUGGACAAAAGCAGCGGAUAGCCAUUGCUAGAGCAAUCAUCAAGAACCCUGUGAUUCUCCUACUUGAUGAAGCAACAAGUGCUCUUGACUCUGAAUCAGAGGCUUUGGUCCAAAAUGCUCUUGAUCAAGCCUCCAUGGGAAGAACCACAUUGGUUGUUGCACACAAGCUUUCCACAGUUCGAAAUGCAGACCUAAUUGCAGUGGUGGGUGGUGGUUGCAUCAUCGAAAUAGGCUCCCACAACGACCUCAUCAACCGCCAAAACGGGCACUAUGCAAAGCUAGCAAAGCUGCAGAGGCAGCUCAGUGCUUUUGACAACGUUGAGCAAGAACAAAUUUCGGUGUCUUCAGUCAGUAGAAGCAGCGCUGGCCGGCUAAGCACGCCAAGAUCAAGCCCUGCACCAGCGUUUGCAAAAUCGCCAUUACCUAAUGAGACCCUACAACUUGUGUCACAUCCUCCGACUUCCUUUUACCGGCUUCUCUCUUUAAAUUCCCCGGAAUGGAAGCAAGGCCUAAUAGGAAGCCUCUCUGCCAUAGCGUUCGGGUCAGUUCAACCUAUCUAUGCCCUAACCAUAGGUGGCAUGAUAUCCGCUUUCUUUGUGCAAAGCCAUGAGGAAAUGCGCGCUAGAAUUCGCACAUACUCCUUGAUUUUCUGUGCACUUUCCUUAAUUUCCAUGACUUUGAAUCUCUUCCAACACUACAAUUUUGCUUACAUGGGUGAGCAGCUCACGAAAAGAAUCCGAUUACGAAUGCUUCAAAAGAUCUUGACUUUUGAAACGGCUUGGUUUGAUGAGGAGCAGAACUCGAGCGGGGCAUUGUGUUCGAGAUUGAGCAAUGAGGCUUCCAUGGUUAAGUCCCUCGUUGCAGACAGGGUGUCCUUAUUAGUCCAAACCACUUCAGCUGUCACAAUAGCCAUGAUCCUGGGGCUCAUCGUGGCAUGGAAGCUAGCACUCGUUAUGAUCGCAGUCCAACCACUCACGAUCCUUUGCUUCUACACCAAGAAAGUCCUGCUCUCUAGUCUCUCAGCCAACUUCAUCAAAGCACAAAACCACAGCACUCAAAUUGCAGUUGAAUCAGUGUACAACCAUAGAAUUGUGACAUCAUUCGGAAGCGUGGGAAAAGUACUUCAACUGUUCGAUGAGGCUCAGGAGGCACCGCGGAAAGAAGCAAGUAAGAAGGCAUGGCUAGCUGGGAUUGGAAUGGGGUCAGCUCAGUGCCUAACAUUUAUGUCAUGGGCAUUGGACUUCUGGUAUGGUGGUACAUUAGUGAAAAAAGGGCAAAUAUCAGCUGGGGAUGUGUUCAAAACAUUUUUCAUAUUGGUCAGCACUGGUAAAGUUAUAGCUGAAGCUGGAAGCAUGACUUCUGAUUUGGCCAAGGGUUCGACUGCAGUUGCAUCCGUGUUUGAGAUUCUUGACCGGCAUUCACUAAUUUCAGGCUCUAAUAAUGCUGGGGACGGAGAUAGUAAUAAUGGAAACGGGAUCAAAUUGGAGAAAGUGACUGGAAGGAUUGAAUUGAAGAAGGUUGAUUUUGCAUACCCCAGCAGGCCAGAGACAUUAGUGCUGCGCCAAUUUAGCUUAGAGGUGAAGCCAGGCACAAGCACUGGACUUGUUGGGACAAGUGGAUGUGGAAAAUCAACUGUGAUUGGAUUGAUACAAAGAUUUUAUGAUGUAGAGAGGGGAUCAGUGAAGGUGGAUGGGGUUGACAUAAGGGAUCUAGAUAUUCAAUGGUACCGGAGGCACACGGCCCUUGUUAGUCAAGAGCCGGUGAUAUACUCUGGUACCAUCCGAGACAACAUCGUGUUUGGGAAACUUGAUGUGCCAGAAAAUGAGGUCACAGUAGCUGCCAGAGCCGCCAAUGCGCACGAAUUUAUCUCGUCACUUAAGGAUGGGUAUGACACUGAGUGCGGCGAAAGAGGGGUGCAGCUAUCAGGAGGACAAAAGCAAAGGAUUGCAAUUGCAAGAGCAAUACUUAGGAAUCCAACCGUAUUGUUGCUAGAUGAGGCAACAAGUGCACUUGAUGUGCAAUCAGAGCAACUUGUGCAGGAAGCAUUAGAUCGCAUUAUGGUUGGAAGGACAACAAUUGUGAUAGCACACAGGCUCAACACCAUAAAAAACCUAGAUAUGAUUGCAUUUGUUGCAGAUGGGAAGGUGGUGGAAAAAGGCACAUAUGCUCAGCUCAAGCAAAAGCGUGGUGCGUUUUUUAACCUUGCCACGUGCCAGAGAUAGGUAAAUGUAAAUAAGUUUUAACUCUGCAAGUGCAAUGGUGCAAAAUGUUGGCCUCAACUCAGCUCAAGUGGUUAUGGAAGAACCUUGUUUAUGUAAGGGUUUGUUUAUCAGUGAGGAAUUGUUGGCUCUUAGAUAGGAAGUUGUUCCUAAGGCCAAAUGUAAUAGCUUUGGUGCCAAAUAAAUAAUAAACAAUAUAUGCUAAUUUUAUUAUUGGAUUUUUCUUUUUUGCGGGUUAUAAAA
This is a messenger RNA of Malus domestica (apple), 4185 nucleotides long. Its product is annotated as putative ABC transporter B family member 8. The record is from RefSeq and is a predicted model, not a curated record. Gene Ontology annotation, cellular component: plasma membrane. Gene Ontology annotation, biological process: transmembrane transport. Lineage: Eukaryota; Viridiplantae; Streptophyta; Magnoliopsida; Rosales; Rosaceae. Gene Ontology annotation, molecular function: ATP hydrolysis activity; ATP binding; ABC-type transporter activity.